AAUGACCAAUGCGUAUAUCAUUAACCUAAAGAAAAAUGAUCCCCAAAUGUGAAACCAACAUUCCAAACCAAACAUUCCAACAUUCCAACGACGCCGAAAGAGCGGCGUUAAAAUUUAGUGAGGAUUACACGUGAAUGCUCUUCUGGCCACGAUCAGGAACCAUCACGAGAAGCCGGGUUUCUUCAAUUUCUUCUCUUUUUCAAAAAGAAUGUUUGCACUCCCUCUUCCUUCUCAUUCAAGGUUAACACUUUACUAAUUUCUUACGUUUAAGGUCCACUCUUUUCAAUUCCAAAAUCCAAUAUUGUUUUGGUAAUUCUUCUGUUAAUCUUUCUAUACUAGCUUGAUUUGGGGUCUUUUGAGAUUUGGGAAUUGGUUAAUUCUUUCUAAAUUGAUCAAUUGGAAGCAGAAUUGAAGUGGGUUUGCUUAUAAUUUUGCUGGAACCUUCGAUUUUUGGAAAUUGUUAUAGUAUUUUCGGAAUUUUGUUUGGAGUUCAUUUGCAUGUGUUUAGGGUUUUUUUUGAAGAAUCCCAUUAAUGUUUGAUGUUAGGGUCAUAUUUAAUUGAUGCUUCUGAGUGAGUAAUUUGGAAUUGUGAAAUAACCCAAAUGAGUUUGUGGAAUUGCAAGAUUUUGAAGUUAUCGUAUUCGCCUUUCAAUAACUUGAUAAGUAAGUGUCUUGCCCUGGUUGUUGUUGGUUUGGUGUCGAGAGCUGUUCUGUUCCCCAAUUUUUUCGAGGUUGAUGGGAAAGGAAAGCUGGUAGUGGGUGAUAUUCGUGUGCGGCCAUUAGAAAAGGAUUUAGAUUAUGGGAUUCGCCGAGACAAAUUUCUCGAGGUUCCACAGAUUGUUUGGGGGUUAAACAAUCAGAAGAUAGCAUUUGCUAGGGCGUGCCUCACUGCUCGUAUGCUGAACCGGACCCUUCUGAUGCCGAGCUUGAGUGCUUCAUUGUUCUAUAAGGAAAUAGAUCAGUUGCAGCCCAUUUCAUUUGAUAAGGUGUUCCAAUUCAGGAAGUUUAAUUCCCUAUGCAGUGGGUUUGUUCAGUUGGGCCGGUUCUCAGAGCUAUUGAAUCAGACUCAAGUUCUUGAACUGCAGAAAGGGAGUGGAAGAAAGUGGACGUUGUUGAGAGACUUUGAUCAACUGAAGGAUUUCAGCAGAGACUUGUAUGAUCAGUAUGAAGUCAUACGCAUUGUAGGAAAGAACCCUUUUCUCUGGCAUGAUCAUUGGCCUAUCAAGGACUAUGCUAAGGUAUUUGAGUGCUUAGCUUUAGUUGACGAGUUUGCUAAAGAAGCAGAUCGUGUUGUUUCUAAGAUUAGGGCUAUAGGAGGAGAAGCAAUAGGUGAGCAAUUGGCUCCUGAGCAGGGUCAGGGUGGUAAUGGGGUCAGCUCUAAGAUGCAGCGUAUGCCUUAUAUGGCUGUUCAUAUGAGGAUAGAGAAAGAUUGGAUGAUCCAUUGUAAGAAGCUAGAGCAAAGAUCCAACAUAAGCGAAAUUUGUAGCAGCAAGGAAGAAAUUAUCCAACGAGUAGGGAACAUUAAGAAGCUGAACAAACCAGCAGUUGUUUACCUUGCUGUUGCAGAUAGUAUGUUGGAAGACAAGACAAUAUUGAGUGGCUGGAAAGAAGGGUUGCAUCCUUUUGAGAAAAAGAAACUAGGUGUUGGUCAUAUUUAUGAGAAAUACCCAUAUCUUAUCAAGUCAGCAAUUGACUAUGAAGUAUGUUUAAGAGCAGAUGUCUUUGUGGGGAACAGCUUUUCUACAUUCUCUAGCCUCAUAGUACUUGAGAGGACACAGAAGAUGAUCCGUAUGGGAGUUUCAAGUUCUUGUAAAAACAACAUAAGGUGGCCUUCAUAUGCCUACAAUAUAAUGGGGGACUUUGGUGGUCCGAGAAAGUGGUUGACAAAUAUGUCAGACACAAGCCUCCAAGCCAUUAGCUAUGGUUCAAAUCAUGUCACAUGUUAAGUGUCCUGCCACACUGUACUUGAGCGGACUUUCUGCGUUUUUGUGCAUAACAUUCUUGGUAUACUGAUUGCUCAUAUGAUAGGAAUUCACAGUUUGAUUGAUAUCAGAACGAGUAGAUAACUUGGGGCAAAAAAUAUUAUUUUGAUUGAGCUAUCAUCUGUGAUGUGCCAUGGCUGGAGCUUGUUGUUGAGCUCACCAAUGGAAUGCUUGUCCCAGCUUCAGGGAAUUUACAGGUCUAUUUGUUGGGAUUACAUAUUAUUUUAUUGCUUUUCCAUUCUUUGAUGCUGUUUUCAUCAGAAGAUGUACCUUGAACAGUAGAACUUAAAGAAGUCACCUUUGUAUAUCCCGGGUUAGAUAUUAUUUCUUGCUUUUGCAUUCUUUAGUGCUGUUUUAUUUUUUGGAAGAUGUACCUAGAACUUGAAAAAUUACCUCUGUAUAUCCUGUAUACUUCACUUAUACUGCAUGCUGCAAUGAGAUUAUAAUAGAAAAGCUUUGCUACCCUGCAUUGAAGCGUUA
This is a messenger RNA of Spinacia oleracea (spinach), 2462 nucleotides long. RefSeq names its product O-fucosyltransferase 23. Lineage: Eukaryota; Viridiplantae; Streptophyta; Magnoliopsida; Caryophyllales; Amaranthaceae. The transcript has a single exon. The record is from RefSeq and is a predicted model, not a curated record. Gene Ontology annotation, biological process: pollen-pistil interaction. The coding region runs from base 603 to 1946 and encodes 447 amino acids.